AUGGAUAAUAAUUUGAAAACUCUACAUGAUGAAGUGGACUUUUAUAGGCAAAAUCAGGCAAUUCUAGAACAAGAAAUACAUAAAUUAAUAGAAGACAAUCAAAAAUUAUCACAGCAAAUUGAACAUUUACUAAGAGAGAAGCAACGCGACGAGAGACCACUACAUAACAAUAAUUCUGAUAAAGAAAUAGAUGAACUGAAAAAACAAAUUCAGUUAAUAACUAAGGCAGGUACUGUUUAUUAUUUCAUCACCUCAACCGUACAACGCCCAUUGCUGGGCACAGACCUUCCUCGCAGAUCUCUACGACGGGCGAUCCUGUUGGCCCUUGAGGGGAAGGCAUUAUUGCAUUGCACUUCCACAGCCGCUCAUAGAACCGAGAGAGAUUCCCUACACGUACUUUGGCAGACGUCACAGAAAACAAUCGACGCUUUAGAAGUUGAAUUGAAAACAUAUCAAAGUUAUGACAAUAAUGGUAAACAUGAAUCAAAUGAAGGAAUACGAGAAUUACAGCUUAAAUUCGACACAGUUCUCCAAGACUACAUAGAAUUAGAAACAAAAUAUAAAGAAUUAAAUGCGAAGUUUAAUUCCUUAGAAACCGAAUCGAUAUACAAGGAUAAAGAAAUUAACACUUACAAAGAAAGGGGUAAAGAACUCGAAAACAAACUGAAACAAAUCACGGCAGAAUUAGAUGAAUUUAAAAUCAAUUUAGCAGCAGAAAAGAAAAAUAAUGAAGAAAUGAGAACUCAACUGCUGUUGUGUCAAAAAGAAAGUGCUGACAAAAUGAAAAAAGAAUUAGAAGCUAAGUCAAAGGUAAGGUUCAAAGAGCCUUAUUUGUAUUUCUUGAUUUCUCCAUGGCAACCUUACUGGUUUUCUUUCUUGUAUAAAAGUAAAUUAAUUUUCUAAACUCAAUAAACAACUCAUAUCCUAUUUGUACUUUUCGUAUUUGAAUUGAUACCUAAGUUUCGAACUUUGCAAAUUUUAGUUUUUUCAUAUGUUAGUUAAAAGGAACGGAAAUAACUAUCUUUGAUCCAUUCGUUUCCUGCAAAAAUCAACUUUUGGUAGAAUCGACAUCUAGUGAGGUGCUUUUUUAGUUCUGUUUUUUAGUUCUCAUUAAAAAGAAUUUAAAACCAUAUUGUCCUUUUUAGGUAGCAGAAGCUCUUCAACUUUUUGAUUUAG
This is a messenger RNA of Diatraea saccharalis (sugarcane borer), 1176 nucleotides long. NCBI's taxonomy places the organism in Eukaryota, Metazoa, Arthropoda, Insecta, Lepidoptera, Crambidae. The record is from the annotation of a GenBank genome assembly.